AUGACUUACAAAUCAUCAAAUGAGAGACAUAAUUAUUUCAUAUGGUGUAGUGUAGAUAAAUUAAUUAAAUCUUUAUGUAUAAACAAAGAAAGUCAUAAACGAAAGUUUCAAAAGCAUAAAAGACUGCGAAAAUACUCUUCUUUAAGUGAAGCACAGGAAUCGCUCAAUAAUCAAACUACAGAACAUGAUAAUAUAUCACUAUCUAAAGAGAUAUUGAACACAUUUAUGAAUGUGAACAACGAAAGUGGAGAUAAUAAUAGUAAUAUUGUACGCCAAAGAGGUAAUGCAUUAAAACAAAAUGACGUCGUACGAAAAGAUUUCACAGACGACAUGAAGUACAUUCAGUGUAUACACAAUUUAAAUGAAAUUGUUAGACAAUUGAAUGAUACUCUAAUGCUUGAAGAUGAUGACAAGAUCAACUUAGGAGAAGAUUAUACACCUUUCAAGGUUAAUCAACAAACAUCCAAUCAGAAUAACACCUCAAAAAGUUGUGUAUUAUUUAAAAAGUUUGAUGCAAAUCAAAUGAUAAUGUAUGAAAUAGUUUAUGCUACAAGUUUGUUGACUAAGGCACUAAUGCGAAUGAAGAACGAACUAAACUCAAAUGGACAUCUAAGCCGAAAUACUCGAUAUGUACAGAGAGCUCAUUUAAACACUUUAGAUUUUGAAGAUUGUCCUAGAAGUUGUGAUAUAAAUGUUAUGCAAGAACAUCCAGCAAUUCUUGUUAAUGAUGUACCAGCAUUAUGGAAAGCUGAACAGAAUAUGUUAAUAGCUAUCGAAGAUAUUAAUCCAAUAGAAGUAACUGAAAACCCCAGUGAAAUGAAAGAUCAGUUGACAAAUUCAUCAUUGAGUAAUCAUUUAAAUUUACCUUCAGAAUCUCAUCAAUCUACUCGAAAGAAGUCAAGAUCAUCGUAUGGGGAUACAGAUAUCUAUUCUGAGUCAACAAAUAUCUCAACUUUUAUUCCUUAUGAUGAUACAACUUUGCAAAAAUACCACCCUAAAACAACACAAAAUUCAACAACGUUAUACACCUUUGAAGAAAUGAUAAGUGAUAAUGAAAAUUGCCAACAAUUAGACUCAUUUUCAAUCUACUCUGAAAAAGUUAGAUCAAUCAAUGAAAGCAAAGAAAUAUUAGCCAAAAAAACUGAAAUACAAAAUGAUUCAGGUGAUAUUGUAAAGAAACAAUUAACUUUUACAUCUCAAAAGGAGCGCCAAACGGAGCAUGCACUUAAAACAAAAACGACAUGUCAAAAUAUUGCCAAGAUACCAUCAAAACCCACUAGAAAUUUAUUUUUGACUCAAAAAAGUAAGGAACAGAAUACUUCUGCCCAUCGAACUGUUCAACUUAACAGAACAGAAUCUUUUAGAAAAUCAGCCAAUUCUACACUUUGUCCAUCGGUAUCCAAUGUGAAGGUGAAUGCCUCUGGUUCAUAUUCAAAUAAAGGUUUCAGUGUUGGAAGUAAAAAGGAGGAAAGUUUUUCCAAAAAUCCAGAAAAACAAAAUUUAUGCAAAAGACAUCAAUCUGAUGUUAUCAGGAAAGCGAAAAAUUUAAAUACAAAUAAAGUACCAAUUAAAUAAACUUCAAUUUUGAAUAAUCUAAUGAAGUGUGACAUUCAACUUUGCACAAAUAGUUGGAAUACUACUGUAAUCAGAAAUAAGUAGUACGAUCAGUUAGUCAAAAAAAGUAAUGGCAGUCAAUGUCAUUCCCCUCUAUUUCAAAACCAACUGUUGUUAUUUCAUGUCAAAUGUAC
Trichobilharzia szidati is the source of this 1748-nucleotide messenger RNA. The record is from the annotation of a GenBank genome assembly. NCBI's taxonomy places the organism in Eukaryota, Metazoa, Platyhelminthes, Trematoda, Strigeidida, Schistosomatidae.